CCUCGAAUAAUGCAAAAAAUAACCAAGUUCAUAUUCAUAACAUUUUCAUGUAUUUUGGCAUGUUCUCCUCCACCAGUCUUACACACUGCUUUUGAAUAACUUUAUGCCAAUUUCAUUUGAUUAUAGUCCAGAGGUUUUUAAUUUGGUAAAAUCAAAGAAACUCACACUUUUUAAGUGGUUUCUUGUGUACAUAUGUAAUGUAUUUGCAAGUGUGUGUGUGUGUGUGUGUGUAAUGUGUGUGUGGGGGUGUUUGUGUGUGUGUCAGAUAGUGCUGCGGCGGAAGGCGGCUGUGUACGUGGUGAAUCUGCUGCUGCCCAGUUGUUUUCUAGCCGCUCUGGACGUCUUCAGCUUCCUGCUGCCCGCUCAGCAUGUGGACCGCUCAUCCUUUAAGAUGACCCUCAUCCUGGGAUACACUGUCUUCCUGCUGCUGAUGAACGACCUGCUGCCUGUCACAGGAAACAACAUACCACUUAUAAGUACUUAUAACACAUCCCAUAAUUUUCCUCUCUUUGUUUGUGUAGAUGUGUUUUUCUCUGUGUGCUUGGCGCUAAUGGUGGGCAGUCUGUUGGAGACUAUUUUAAUUACUAACCUGCUGUGUGGUUCUGCUGGUUACCCACGGUUACCAGACUGGAUCAGGGUGCUGAUGCUGCACUAUAUUGCCCGGAUCGUCCUUCUGGAAAAAAGCACAACUAAAGACUCAAUUACUGAAGAAAACACAGAGGACACGGCUCUGGAGAGAGAGAGGAGUGAGACAGAGAGUGAGAGCAGUGUGAGUAAGAGGAGUGAACACUGGGGUGACCAGGAGCUCAUGCAGGAGCUGAGAAAAAUAAGUAGAGAUUUAUCCUGCAUCCGACAGAAGGUGGAGGAACACCAGAGGACAGAUGAGUGGGUGGAGGAGUGGAUCCAUCUGGGGCUGGUGCUCGACCGGUUAUACUUUAUCCUCUACAUGAUCUUCAUCACAGUCAGCUUCGUCUUCAUCCUCAUCCAGUGGCUGACCUGGUACAGCAACCGUGGAACAUAA
Messenger RNA from Astyanax mexicanus (Mexican tetra), 1021 nucleotides. Its product is annotated as 5-hydroxytryptamine receptor 3A. Gene Ontology annotation, cellular component: neuron projection; synapse; membrane. The record is from RefSeq and is a predicted model, not a curated record. Lineage: Eukaryota; Metazoa; Chordata; Actinopteri; Characiformes; Acestrorhamphidae. The transcript is spliced from 3 exons. Gene Ontology annotation, biological process: monoatomic ion transmembrane transport; regulation of membrane potential; chemical synaptic transmission. The coding region runs from base 104 to 1021 and encodes 305 amino acids. Gene Ontology annotation, molecular function: neurotransmitter receptor activity; transmembrane signaling receptor activity; monoatomic ion channel activity.